AUGUCGGAAUCUAUUAUCCGUGAACCCGGGCUUGCAACGAUUCAUCCCGAAUGGGAAGCAUUCGAGAAACAGUUUCCAGUUCCUCCGCUACUUGGAACACCGCAGCAACUUCGCCAUUUGAAAUUCCCAAAGGCCAAUGCCCCUCCUGUUGGGUUUUCUAUCAGAGAAGUUGAGGUCUCAGGUUACCAGGGCGCUACCAAUCAGCUGCGCCUUUACACCCCUGAUGAUAGCUCUGAGCCUCUUCCAGUCGUCAUAUACGUCCAUGGUGGAGGGUGGACAAUGGGAGACUUGGAUUCAGAGGAUAAGGUCUGCCGAACUAUGUGCAAUUCUGCAGGCGUGGUUGUCGUCAGUGUGGACUACCGCAAAGCACCCGAGAACCCCUUCCCGAUCGGCCUGGAGGAUGUUUGGCAAGGAGUGCUCUGGACUGUUAAUGAAGAACAGGUUUUCAAUAACAUUGAAUCCUUGGGAGGUGUCAGUGAUAAGAUCAUCAUAGGUGGCCUCAGUGCCGGUGGAAACAUAGCAGCCGUUCUCGCACAGAGAGCCCGAAGUGUCCGAAACAUUGCAUUUCGCGGACAGAUACUGCGUGUUCCUCUAGUCAUACACAAAGAUGCCCUACCCCGUGAGUUCAGCUUCUCCAGCUACACUGAGAACGCCACUGCACCUAUACUACCGGCUGCGGCGGUCACUCAGUGUCUCGGCUACUACGGGGCCCCUCCAGAGGACAUACGCAUUUCUCCACUUCUAGCAAAAGACCAUUCGGGCCUGCCGCCAGCUUAUAUCCAGGUUGCCGGAGCUGACCCCCUUCGAGACGACGGAUUCGCAUACGCUGAGAGACUGCAGAAAGCAGGAAUCCCAGUUAAAUUGAGUGUUUACGCAGGCUUCCCGCAUGCAUUUAUGAACUUUCCUUUACGGAGUGCUAUGAAAAGUGAUGGAGAUUUAAUUAAGGCAAUUAAGUGGAUAUUGGAGAUACAGACUUGA
Molecule: messenger RNA, 978 nt
Organism: Fusarium oxysporum Fo47
Lineage: Eukaryota; Fungi; Ascomycota; Sordariomycetes; Hypocreales; Nectriaceae
Product: Alpha/Beta hydrolase protein
Exons: 7
Coding region: 1-978 (325 amino acids)
Molecular function (GO): hydrolase activity
Source: RefSeq, a predicted model, not a curated record